This is a messenger RNA of Pteronotus mesoamericanus, 726 nucleotides long. RefSeq names its product WAP four-disulfide core domain 3 (gene WFDC3). The coding region runs from base 7 to 726 and encodes 239 amino acids. Gene Ontology annotation, cellular component: extracellular region. Gene Ontology annotation, molecular function: serine-type endopeptidase inhibitor activity. The record is from RefSeq and is a predicted model, not a curated record. NCBI's taxonomy places the organism in Eukaryota, Metazoa, Chordata, Mammalia, Chiroptera, Mormoopidae. The transcript is spliced from 6 exons.
AUCAUCAUGUUGAGCUGCCUCUUCCUCCUGAAGGCGCUUCUUGCUCUUGGGUCCCUGACAUCCUGGGUGACUGCUAGAGCGCACGUGAAAGAAGGAGAGUGCCCUCCUGACGAGAACCCGUGCAAAGAUCUGUGCCAGGGGGAGGGAUCGUGUCCGGCUGGGCAGACGUGCUGCCGCACGGGCUGCAGCCGGGCCUGCCAGGGAGCCUUUCCGCAGGGGAGAAAAGGGGAUUGCCCCAGGGUUGAUUGUUUCAAACAGAAACAAUCCUGUUUGAAGAGGUGCACCACUGAUGACACAUGUCCAGGUGUAAAGAAAUGCUGCAGGUCUGGCUGCGACAAGAGCUGUGUCGCCCCCAUAUCUAAGCAGAAGCUGGGGCCUGGCGGCGAGUGUCCUCCUGACCCCCUUCCGUGCGAGGAGCUGUGUGAUGGGGACGAGUCCUGUCCCCCGGAGCAUAAAUGCUGCAGCACCGGCUGUGGCCACUCCUGCCGCGGAGACAUUAAGGGAGGGCGGAGCGGGGAUUGUCCGAGCAUUCUGGUGGGCCUGUGUAUCGUUACCUGCAUGACGGACGAGAACUGCCAAGCGGGGUACAAGUGCUGCAAGUCGGGCUGCGGCCGCUUCUGUGUCCCGCCAGUUCCGCCGCCCCAACUGGCCAAGUGCCCCAAUGGGACCAUCAGGGCCAGCUCUGAAGUAGAGACCCCGGUGCCCAGCUGUCCCGAGUCGUCCUGA